Lotus japonicus is the source of this 1701-nucleotide messenger RNA. RefSeq lists its product as uncharacterized. Bases 1 to 1701 code for a protein of 566 amino acids. The record is from RefSeq and is a predicted model, not a curated record. NCBI's taxonomy places the organism in Eukaryota, Viridiplantae, Streptophyta, Magnoliopsida, Fabales, Fabaceae. The transcript is spliced from 3 exons. Gene Ontology annotation, molecular function: protein dimerization activity.
AUGAAACAAAUUGAAAGGGAGGCAGUUGAGAAAGAAAAACUUGUUCAAGUUCCUUUACCGACGGGAACUACAAGUUUGAGACCACCCUUGGAUGAUGGGAGCAAGAAACGGAAAGGAGGAGCAUUAGAAAAGGCAUGGAACAAUGAGGCUAGAGAUCAAUUGACUAGUGAAAUUGCUAGAUUCUUCUACUCAGCUGGUUUGCCCUUCAAUGUUGCUAGAAAUCCAUAUUUUGUGAAAAUGCUCAACUUUGCUGCAAACUAUACUAUAUCGGGCUUUGUUCCACCUGGAUACAAUUCUAUUAGGACUACAUUGUUGCAAAAAGAAAAGGCCAACAUAAUGAAACUACUUGAGCCGAUCAAAGAUACUUGGCUAGAGAAAGGGGUGAGCAUAGUGACCGAUGGAUGGACAGAUGUGCAGAGAAGACCUUUGAUAAAUUUUAUGGCAAUUUGUGAUUCAGGACCUAUGUUCUUGAAGUCUGUUGAUGGAUCUGGUGAAUUUAAGGACAAACAUUAUAUUGCACGGAAGAUUUUGGAGACCAUUCGUGAUGUUAGGCCACUAGAUGUGGUCCAAACUCCAUGUGUUGUUCACAUAUUGAACCUUGCACUCAAAAGUAUUUGUGCUCCAAAAAAUACUGAUGCUAAUCAAGUUGCCUACAAAGAGUGUAGCUGGAUAUUUGAAAUUGCUGAUGCUGCUCGUUUAAUUAAGAACUUCAUCAUGAAUCAUUCUAAGCGUCUAUUUAUGUUUAAUCAAUUUGUGCGCUUGAAGUUGCUUGCAGUUGCUGAUACUAGGUUUGCUUCAACCCUCAUCAUGCUUAAAAGGUUGAGAGAUUUUAAGCAUGGUUUGCUAUCUAUGGUUAUUGAUGAACAAUGGUCUAGCUACCAAGAGGAUGAUCCUGUAAGGGCUACAUUUGUGAAAGAAACAAUUCUAAAGGAUAGUUGGUGGAAGGAGGUUGAUUAUAUUCUAAGCUUUACUAAUCCCAUAUAUGACAUGCUUCGUGCUUGUGAUACCGAUGAAUCAACAUUUCAUUUGGUUUAUGAGAAAUGGGAUUGCAUGAUUGAGCAAGUGAAGGUUGCAAUAUUUCAGCAUGAGGGAAAGGGGCUAGAUGAGUAUUCGAGUUUUUGUGAAGUGGCCAUUGCGGAAGUUCCAAAUAGGGUACCACCACAUAAAGACAAUGAGAUAUGCAUUGGAAGAAUGCAAUGCGUAAGAAGAUACUUCCAAGAUGCAAGGGAAAGAAAUGAGGCAUUUCAAGAGUUUUACAACUUCUCAACUGGGGCUGAAGGUCUUGACCGAUUUGAUUGCUUACAAGAUAGAUGGGAUCUCAAGCCAAAGGUUUGGCGGAUCACAUAUGGUGCUGCACUCCCUAAGCUUCAAACCAUUGCCUUGAAACUUUUUUCUCAACCAUCAUCAUCUUCUUCUACUGAGAGAAAUUGGAGUACUUAUUCCUUCAUCCAUUCAUUGAAAAGGAAUAAACUCCAUUUUACAAGAGCUCAAGAUCUAGUUUUCAUACAUACAAAUCUUCGUCUUCUCUCAAGAAAAAGCCAAAGUUAUAAGGAAGGUGAGACAAAAAUGUGGGACAUUGGUGGAGAUGAAUGGGAUCUUGAAGGCUCUAGUAUUCUUGAAGGUGCUUCCCUUUCCCUUGAUGAGCCCGAGUUGCAGGCUGUUCUUUUCAUUGAAAAUGAGAAUGACACCGAUGGAGUUUGA